AUGCUGCAGUGUGGCCGCGCCGCGCGCCUCCCAGGAGCGCCGCCCAGCGCGUCGCCGGACACCGCAGCAAAGCGUUGCAUCCGCUCAACAGAGGCACCCUGGGGGGCGCCCCUUGGCAAUGGCUGCCUUCUGAAAGGCGCCCGCCGCGUCGCCGGGCGCCGCGCGGCGCCCUGCUGCGCCGCAGCGGCGGAGCUCGGCUCGCUCCGGCCGCAAGCAGACGCAUCAGACGGACAGCAUACUGACAGCGGCGCCCGUGCGGCCGCGGCAGACGCGCCUCCGCCCAUCCCUCCUCGCCCGUGGGCCGCGCCCGCCGCCGGCGACUCGCGGGAUGCGAUUAGGAGCAGCGGCGGCGGCGGCGGCGAGGGCGCUCGAUUUGAAGUCCUGCAGUUUGACCCUCUAAUCCGCGCCAUUGCCGGCAGCUCUAGCAGCCAGCAGGUGCCAUUCCGGCCGCCGUGGCAGGGGCGCCGGGGCGGCGGAGCGCGCCCGCCGCCGGCCGGCCCCGGGGGCAAGGGGGCGCACGGCGCGGGCGCGGGGGCGCCGUCCUCGCGCCUGCGGCGCGCGAGAGGCUCCUUGGGUCGCCUGGGCGCAGCGGGGGGCGCAAGCGCCGCCCGCAGGCGCAGAUGGAUGGUCCCCACGACGGCCCGGUGGCUGCGCAGCGGCUACCGCGUGCGUCCGAUGCAGCCGCUGCGGCAGCGGGCACGGCAGCAGCAGCGGCAGCGGACGCGGGCGGCGCUCGAGCUCGACGCGCCGCCUGCUGCGCCAGGGGCAGGCCCGGCGCUUGACAUCCAGCAGGAGCAGCAGGGGGAGGCUGCGGUGGGGGGUGACGUCAUCACGGGGCCGGCCCUCCCCCUAGGCCCAUCGACCCCGCAGCAGCGGCCGCAGUGGCGCGGCGCCGCGGCCGGCGCCGCCGCCGGCGGCCCGCGGCGGCCAGAGCGACGGCGGCGGCAGCAGCAGCAGCAGCAGCAGCAGCAGCAGCAGCAGCAGCAGCAGCAGCAGCACCAGCAGCAGCAACAGCAGCAGCAACAGCAGCAGCAGCAGCAAACUCAGACCGCGGGCGGGCGGGAGGCGUGGCGCGGGGAGAGCCUGGAGGGAUUGCUAUCGCAGCUGAGGGCCCCGCCGCCGCCCGCGCCGGGCGACGCCCCAAAGGACGGCCCCGGGGAUGCCAUAACGUACCCGCCGAUCAGCAAGCCGUGGGGCUACGCCUGGCGCGCGGCGCCGCCGCUCGCGCGCGCCGCGUGGCUGGUCGAGCACGCAGCGGCGCAGGGCGGCCCCAGCGACCCGAAGACGCGCGCGCAGGUGCGCCGCGCGGCGUGA
Molecule: messenger RNA, 1314 nt
Organism: Monoraphidium neglectum
Lineage: Eukaryota; Viridiplantae; Chlorophyta; Chlorophyceae; Sphaeropleales; Selenastraceae
Exons: 2
Coding region: 1-1314 (437 amino acids)
Source: RefSeq, a predicted model, not a curated record